Astrephomene gubernaculifera is the source of this 813-nucleotide messenger RNA. Lineage: Eukaryota; Viridiplantae; Chlorophyta; Chlorophyceae; Chlamydomonadales; Astrephomenaceae. The record is from the annotation of a GenBank genome assembly.
GUUCCAUUCCCAAGCGCGGAACAAUUAUUUUACGCUAAACUGCUAGCAACAAAGCAAAGGACUUUAGCAACCAUGCUGCAGUCUAUGCAAGCAAAUUCUUCACUAUCCACCCUGCGCUCGCCGCGCCUGCAAGGUAAACCUGUUCUUAUAGGUCUGCGUAGUGCGCUUACACAUCAAGCGCCUUCCCAUGGAGCCGCACCGUUGGCACCACGCGGGCGAGAACGGGUGGUAAUGGCGAGGGCAAUGACAGAAGGUGAGGAGGGCCCUUCAGCGUCUGUCGUGGAGACGCCUACCGCCCCUAGCAGCACCUCUAGCCCUAGCAACACAAGCGGCAGCACCCCCAGCAGCAGCAGCGGCAGCAGUGCAAGCGAGACGUACCCAGGGGAGGAGAUCUUCUACGAGGGCCCUGGAUCCAAUGCGGAACUCCUCAUCAGCUUGCUGCUCUUGCCGACGCUCUUCUACGCGCCUCUGUCAAUAGCAUCAAUAGGCCGACGGCUGUGGAUCACCUUUAAGUUCACCAACAAGCGGUUGACGGUUACCAACACGUCACCGCUGUUCAGCCGUACGAUUGAGGUGCCGUACAGCAAGAUCAAGGAGAUCCGUGCCGGGCCCCGAGGAUUCGGCCUGUGGGGCGACAUGGUGGUUUUCCUGCGUGAUGGCUCCCGGCUCGAGCUGACUGGGCUCGAGAAGUACCGCGAAAUAGCGGACCACAUCAACCGCUGCAUCUACACGCUGUAGGCGGCAAGUUGGACCAACGGGUCGGGCUGUGGAGCGAUGAGAGGGGAGGGGGAUGCUGGGGUGUAAUGGUGAAGG